Carica papaya (papaya) is the source of this 1682-nucleotide messenger RNA. NCBI's taxonomy places the organism in Eukaryota, Viridiplantae, Streptophyta, Magnoliopsida, Brassicales, Caricaceae. The record is from RefSeq and is a predicted model, not a curated record.
AUGGCUCUAAUGGGUGGUUUUGCUAGAAUAGGCAAUAAUGAAAUCACUAUUUUAGUAAAUGAUGCCGAGAAGAGCAGUGACAUCGAUCCACAAGAAACUCAGCAAACUCUUGAAAUAGCGGAAGCUAACCUGAGGAAAGCUGAAGGCAAGAGACAAACAACUGAGGCAAAUCUAGCUCUCAGACGAGCUCACUACAUGACAAUUUAUUUCAAUAUGCUUCGUGCGCUCUAUCACUUCUGGGUAGAGAAUGAGAAGGAUUAUACGGUGAUAAAGAAAUGGAUGUAUUACCAGAAUAAUUUGAAUCAGCAAAGAUGGGAGAAUCUGCAUUACCUUGAUGUUUUAGAGAUUGUUGCACAAUGCUGUAAUAUAAGAAGGGAGUUGAUUCUGGCUGCUUUCUUGUAUCUUGCUGGAGCCCUUGUGACAUCAGUAGCACGUGACUUUAUUAUUUUGGUGACUGGGAGAUUUGUAUAUGGUAUAGGAAUUGGACUGGCAAUGCAUGCAGCUCCGGUGUAUAUUGCUGAGACAGCUCCAAGUCAGAUUCGUGGUCAACUGAUAUCUCUCAAAGAGUUCUUCAUUGUUCUUGGGAUGGUUGGAGGUUAUGGAAUUGGUAGCCUUCUAAUAGAUGUAGUAGCUGGUUGGCGGUACAUGUAUGGAGCUAGCACCCCACUGGCAGUGAUUAUGGUAAUCGGUAUGUGGUGUCUGCCACCAUCACCUAGAUGGCUAUUAUUAUGUGCCGUACAAGGAAAAGGCGAUAUCCAGGCUUUAAGAGAGGCUGCAAUCUGUUGCCUGUGCCAGCUAAGGGGUCAAGCAAUUGGUGAUUCAGCACUUCAACAAGUAGAUGGGAUCCUGGCUGAGCUGUCUCUUGUUGGUGAAGAAAAAGAGGUUACAUUGGCAGAAAUUUUCCGUGGAAAGUGCUUGAAAGCCCUUGUUAUUGGUGUAGGAAUAUUAGUGUUUCAACAGAUCACAGGGCAGCCAAGUGUACUAUAUUAUGCUGCAUCAAUCCUGCAGAGUGCAGGCUUUUCUGCUGCUUCUGAUGCAACACGGGUCUCUCUCCUACUGGGUUUUUUGAAGCUCAUGAUGUCCUCUUACAAUUUGUACAUCUUAUUUGGGUGCCAGGUUAUAUCUUUAUUCCUUUUGGGUUCAUACUACAUUUUCCUGGACACACCAUUUAUUGCUGUGCUAGCACUGCUGUUAUAUGUUGGAUGUUACCAGUUAUCCUUUGGUCCUAUUGGUUGGCUGAUGAUAUCCGAGAUAUUUCCUCUACGCUUGAGAGGACGUGGACUCGGCAUAGCGGUGCUUGUGAAUUUUGGUGCAAAUGCUCUUGUGACUUUUGCAUUUUCACCUCUGAAGGAGUUGAUCGGAGCUGGACUUUUGUUUUAUAUGUUUGGUGGUAUAGCUGUUCUCUCUCUGUUCUUCAUCUUCUUCAUCGUACCAGAGACAAAGGGGCUCACUCUUGAAGAAAUUGAGGCCAAAUGCUUGUAGAUUCCGCCGAAUCUGUUAUAACUGUAUAGCCAUCUUCUUAUUAGACACAACAAGAGAGAAAUCUUUGAAUUUCACAUAUGUAGAUAUAUGAAUGCCAUUUGCACAAAUUAGACUUGUAUGUUUCCUUCAUUUUCAGAAACUUAAAUAGAUUGGUUACCUCUCCCUAUUUUGAACUAAGGUUGUGCUCAGUUCAUUUUUCA